AUGGCCCAGCUCGCCGGUCAGCCGCACUUCAGCAGAAGCGGUCAGCAUCUAACAUACGGUACUCCAAGCCAGCAGCGCCCGUCAAGUCUGAAGAGAGUGCGGCCACACGAGGAGCUGGAUAUGAAUCUAGGACUGGAGGACGAUGGCCUGGAAUCUCUGGGACAGCAAAGUAUGGUGGGGUACGGCCAGCCUCCACCCCCGCAGCACCAUCAUCACCAUCACAUUCCGGACUCGGGACGGCCGUCGAAAAUGUCAAGACAUGGUGCUGAUGAUUCAAUGAUGUCUCAAGGCGCCCCAAGCGUAGUCGGCCAACCCGGGAUGCCAUCGCCAGCUCAGAAGCCGCGCGGACCGAAGCUGAAGUUCACACCCGAAGAUGACCAACUGCUCGUCGACCUCAAAGAGAACAAAUCUUUGACCUGGAAGCAAAUUGCCGAGUUUUUCCCUGGACGAUCAUCUGGAACACUGCAAGUACGCUACUGUACGAAGCUCAAAGCUAAGACUACGCAGUGGACCGAUGAAACCGUUCAGAAGCUUCGUGUCGCACUUCAAGACUAUGAGCAGGAGAAGUGGCGUAUCGUUGCAGGCAAGGUGGGGACAGGCUUUACGCCGGCAGCGUGCCGGGAGAAGGCAGAUGAAUUAUAG
Molecule: messenger RNA, 642 nt
Organism: Pseudogymnoascus verrucosus
Lineage: Eukaryota; Fungi; Ascomycota; Leotiomycetes; Thelebolales; Thelebolaceae
Exons: 2
Coding region: 1-642 (213 amino acids)
Source: RefSeq, a predicted model, not a curated record